CAAAGUCUUAGUCGUUGGUAUCAAGCCUCAGGCUUUGCUCGCUCUUUCCAUAUCACGAGCAAUGACUUCUCAUCCGUUGAAGUCACUGCUCCAGCUACAGUUAGCCUCGGACGCUUCUUCAGUUUUGUACCUGUCAUCUGUGCUGUCAACUCUAUCAGAGCACUCCUUGUCGCCUUCCCCUCAUCUUCAGAAAUGGACAUCCCGGGUGACUUCCUUGAUUCAUUCAAAAGAUCCUGGAGCUCGAUGGGCUGGCAUAUGCAUUGCAUAUCGUACUUCAUCGCUAUCAAAGUCCACGAUGACAGAGUUUGCGCAGAGCUGGGCAGGACUCGCGCUGUCCAUCCUUACAAAACCUGAACCUCUACCGCUGCUCAAAGCUUCGAUAAGAUAUCUUCGGCAUGUCCUCAGUGCAGCAACUGACGUGCCAGAGCUCCAAAGGCAACUAGCCACUCCUACCGUUCCAAAAUUUAGCCAGGCGCUGGUAUCUAUCGUCGAAAAGGCUGCAGAUUACGAGCUCAAAGCUCUAGCGAUGGACACAUUGAGGGAUAUGGUUCUUCUGUAUCCUUCGUUGAAUCGAGCCUCGAGUUCCUCUAUUACAAACAUGUGUCAUCAAAUCCUUAACGGAUCUGCACCGCAACGCACGAAUAAAUUGCUGCUGCAUAAUGCGGCGGGCCUAUAUGCUGUUCUUCAUUACACCGGGGGCAAGGUCGGGGCCGCAAAUUUGUGGAAGAAGUCUGUAGAUGAGACCCUUCAGUGUCUCUGGGCUGCGUCGAUGGGUCUCAGAACUACAUUUCCAGUGAAGAACAGCUCCCUACCCUCCAGUGGACUAACAUGUGAUGAUCCAGUGCUAGCUGUCGCCCUCAAUCUUGACAGAUUGCAAUGCAGCGCUGCAGCGCUUUGCAGUUUACUGAGGACGACCGUUCAAAGACCAGUCCAAGUGCCUAUAGGACAUAUAAUGGAGUUCUGUCUAUUCCUGCUAGCUUGUACCCCUGAUGAAGAGAAAGAAGGCCACGUUGAUGCAACAGUCAGAGCCUUGGAGCUUGCUGUUGUGCCCGAACUGCAGAAUUCUGCAUGUGAUCUGCUCUGUUGCUUGGCAAAAACCGUUCAGUAUCGACUGACACCGUACGUGUCCCGGCUGGUUGUUAUGAUAACAUACCAUCUCGAACAAAAUCCUCUACCAGAGCGACGAUGUGCAUUGCUCCAGUGCAUCCAAACUCUACUGAGCAAUAGCUUCCCUCCCACCAGCGAGCUUAGCUCCACGAGGCUUGUCAAAGCCAUCAUGCUUUCUCUCAUGCCGGUGCUGUCGACUCAGUGUGAUUCACACACAGGUGAAACGGGUUCCGGACAGAACAAAAAAGGCAGGAAGCGCAGACGAGAUUAUGAAGACGACGAGGUGUUUAAACUAUCAAAAGACGUCAUUUGUUCAUCGACCGCCGAGGAAAAGGUUAUUCUUUGUGCUCUAGACACUCUGCAAGUUACUAUGCGAGGCGCUGAGUUGCAACCCGCCAUCCGUUCUCUAGCUUGCCGUGUCAUGUUAUCCUUGUCACUGUCAUUGACAGCCAUGCCACGUUCCUCUUUGUCUCGAGACGUUCAUCUCCACAGUUUAGUACAUGCAAAAGUGAAUGGCAUGUGUUUGGAGCUUGCUCGAGGGACGACGAGUGCGAUGAGCAGAAGCCUUGGCUUGGUUCUCAGAUCAACUGCGACGGAGGGCAAUGAAUAUACAAUGCAAACAAAACUCCAAUUACAACAAGAAGUUGACCUUCUUCUCCAUCCUCGCGGUCCACCAUUAGUCCGCCCGCUGCCUCAUGUGGAAGCGCUAUCCCUAUUCCGCGCAGAGGAAAGCAACGAAGAGCUUGCUGCUCGUACAUCACUUGCCUUGGCUGCAACAUAUGAUGCAAAUGUCAUGAAUUUCAUGGCAGAUCCUACCAUAGCGACCCCGACACCCGAACCUGCUCCUCAGUCCGUACCGACGCAUUUACCCAUGCCGACACCACCAAACAUCACAGCUCCUGGACCAAUCUCGAUAUCAUCUCCGGUGCCCGCCAAUCAGAAAAUGACAUCCUCAAUCACGACAGUACCAGCGAAGGAUUCUGCCGACAUUUCUUCAGCGAUGUCAAGUCGACAACCAACAGAAUCUCUGCUGCUGCCAUCUUCCAGUCAGAUGGAACUUGCUCCUUUUGUGGUUGAGCCUCGAGUUAUCCCGAUGGUAGUAGACGAUGACGAGGAAGAGGAAGGAAUACCGACUAUUGAUAUGGAGUCGGACUCAGAUGGUUGAUAGUGUGAUAUACGUGGGGUACGGUCUUGCAUUCACUUGUAACCCGUUGAACGAGUACCAUCAAAAAUUACUUCUCCUCCGCUUUGGGUGUGAUGGCUGACAACGUUUGGCAUGAGUCUCAUCUUCAGAAUCAUGGCCUGCGAAAGAGAGUAAUCCUGGUCCUUGAGAAAUGGAAUGCAG
This is a messenger RNA of Suillus subaureus, 2452 nucleotides long. RefSeq names its product rRNA processing/ribosome biogenesis-domain-containing protein. The record is from RefSeq and is a predicted model, not a curated record. Gene Ontology annotation, cellular component: nucleus. The transcript is spliced from 10 exons. Gene Ontology annotation, biological process: rRNA processing. The coding region runs from base 62 to 2272 and encodes 736 amino acids. NCBI's taxonomy places the organism in Eukaryota, Fungi, Basidiomycota, Agaricomycetes, Boletales, Suillaceae.